Messenger RNA from Lactuca virosa, 1098 nucleotides. Lineage: Eukaryota; Viridiplantae; Streptophyta; Magnoliopsida; Asterales; Asteraceae. The record is from the annotation of a GenBank genome assembly.
AAUUAAGCAAAAAACUUGGAGGAGGCAAAAUCACGAGUAAUUAAAUCUUUCUUUCCCCCCUCUCUGUUUACUGUGCUGUUGCCUGUUGUGUGUGCUACUAUUUAAUUCUUACAUAGAUUCAUCGGUAUUUUUGAAGCUUUCUCUCUUCCCAACCAUGGCUAUCACCUGAUUUAUUAAUAACCAAAAGGGAAAGAGCUAUUUGAACAGAACGCGAGAGCGAGAGCUUGAGCGAGAGAGAGAUCAAGGGUGCUCUCAAGCAUUCAUGGUCUCAGUUUCACGAAUCCAUUACAUGAAAAACAACUUCUCUUUUCUUGAUCUCCAAAAAUGGCAACUUUGCAAGAAACCCAUCUCGAUUUGGAGGCCGGUGGAGGCGGCGGAAACCAUACCCAUCGUCAAUCAAUCACCACCAGUGUCGGAGACCGUAGCGCACGGUCAUCGGAUGCUAGUGAAGAAAGUACUACAGUCACCACUGAGAUUGUAGGUGUUGUGUCGUCAUCAUCUUCGGAGGAGGAGGAGAAAGGGAGGCAAUCCUCUGUGUCAGAUUUCUCGGUGGUGGAUCUGGAAAACGGUGGUGGUGGUGGGGUCCAUGGUGAUGGGGGCAGUAAGGUACAUUUGUCAAAAAUUGAAAGGGAUUGUAGAAUUUGUCAUUUGAGUCUUGAUUUAACCAAUCCAGAAUCUGAAAAUGGGAUUCCCAUUGAGUUAGGUUGUUCUUGUAAAGAUGAUUUAGCUGCUGCUCAUAAACAUUGCGCUGAAGCUUGGUUUAAGAUCAAGGGCAACAAAACAUGUGAGAUUUGUGGAUCAAUUGCUCAUAAUGUUGCUGGUGCGAACGAGGCUGAAUUAAUGGAACAAUGGAAUGAAGCUAACGAUGCCACGUCAGCGGCUACUGCGCCUGGUGGGACCACUGCCACCUCAUCAGAGAGUCGAACCUUCUGGCAAGGCCAUCGGUUCCUCAACUUCUUGCUUGCUUUAGUUGAUUCCAUCGAAGAAAAAACAUUCAAAAUGAGGGUUUUGAAAGACAGAUCACGUGGGUUUCUGGCUGUUUCAAGGCUGUUGUCCCUUUGGAAGGACACUUUGUUUGGGAGUGUUGUUGAAUGUUGA